Triticum dicoccoides is the source of this 1674-nucleotide messenger RNA. Its product is annotated as serine/threonine-protein kinase RIPK-like. NCBI's taxonomy places the organism in Eukaryota, Viridiplantae, Streptophyta, Magnoliopsida, Poales, Poaceae. Bases 207 to 1538 code for a protein of 443 amino acids. The record is from RefSeq and is a predicted model, not a curated record. The transcript is spliced from 5 exons. Gene Ontology annotation, biological process: protein phosphorylation. Gene Ontology annotation, molecular function: protein kinase activity; ATP binding.
CGGUCGUCUCUCCACACGGCCGGCCACACGGGCUCUUCAUCUUCCUCUUCCUCAUCAGCUAGCAUUUUCUUCCUUGCUACAAAUACUCCUCGCGUGGGCUCUCUCGAUCCAAUCCCAUCUUCCGAUCCACCCAACACUUUGAAGCUCACAAUCAAGUCGAUCACGACUCACAAUCAAGGUCAAGCAAAAGCUUCGUUGCCAGCAGGAUGCCGAGGGCGUCCAAGAAGAAGCAGCGGUCGGCGUGGGGCUCCCUCCUGGGCAGCUGCCUGGGCGGGGGCGGCGGGAAGACGGGGAAGCAGGUCCGCCCCGGCCCUGGCCCGAGGAAGCGCGAGUCGUCGGCGGCAGCGGGGGCCGGGCAGCGGCUGUCGUUCACGGACGUGAUGAGCGCGGCGUCGGAGCAGGAGCUGUCGGUGUCGCUGGUGGGCUCGAACCUCCACGUGUUCACGGUGGCGGAGCUCAAGGCGGCGACGCAGGGUUUCCUGGACGACAACUUCCUGGGCGAGGGCGGGUUCGGCCCCGUCUACAAGGGCGCCGUCGACGACAAGGUCAAGCCGGGGCUCAAGGCGCAGCCCAUCGCCGUCAAGCUCUGGGACCCCCAGGGCGCCCAGGGCCAUAAGGAGUGGCUGUCGGAGGUGAUCUUCCUUGGGCAGCUCCGGCACACGAACCUCGUGAAGCUCAUCGGCUACUGCUGCGAGGACGAGAACCGGCUGCUCGUCUACGAGUACAUGGCCAAAGGCAGCCUCGAGAACCAUCUCUUCAAAAAGUUUCCUCCUGUUCUGUCGUGGUCAACCCGGCUGAACAUCGCGGUGGGCGCCGCCAAGGGCCUCGCCUUCCUUCAUGACGCAGAGAAGCCCGUCAUAUAUCGCGACUUCAAGGCAUCCAACAUCUUACUCGAUCCGGACUACAAGGCGAAGCUAUCUGAUUUUGGCCUUGCGAAGGAUGGACCGGAAGGCGACGAGACCCAUGUCUCGACACGUGUCAUGGGCACCCAUGGCUACGCCGCACCAGAGUACAUCCUAACUGGUCACCUCACAGCGAAAAGCGAUGUUUACAGCUUUGGUGUCGUUCUUCUGGAGAUUCUCACUGGAAGACGAGCCGUGGACAAGACCCGGCCUAGUAGGGAGCACCAUCUAGUCCAACACAUGCGGUCGUGGCUCAAAGACCCUGAAAAGCUAGGAAAAAUCAUGGACCCUGCGUUGGAGGGUAAGUAUGCCACCACGGCAGCUCAUAAGGCAGCCCUAGUGGCAUACCAGUGCCUGAGUGGCAGCCCAAAGAGCAGGCCGGACAUGUCGAAGGUCGUGGAAGACCUAGAACUGCUACUCAACCUCGUGGAUGAUGUUCCCGGUGAGCCGGUGAUGCAUGUAGCUUCACAAGAUGACACUAGGAAGGAAAGAACAAGAAGAAGAAAUGGAGAGAGGGAGAGCAGUAACGAGGGUCACCGGAAUAAAGCCAAGCCUCCGAAGAAGACCGUUAGAGGGAGGGGGAACCAAAGCGAGGAGCUUUGGGAGUGGAACACGCCCAGAGAAGGGAAGAUCUAGUGUAAUAGCAGGACACUUUCUUUGGUGGAACGUGGAUGUACAUGUUGAUGGUUGCACACUAGUUUUGAUUGGGGGGAGGGGGUCCCCCUUCCCUAAUUCGUUAAUUUUUUUAGUCGUUAUUGGCUUGGACUGGUUU